AUGGAUGAUAUAGACCAAUCAGAAAUAUAUGAUCCUUCCGUAAAUUCAUUCAGUCAAGUUGGUUCUGUUAUUAAUCAUCCUCUGUUCUUGCAAAGUGAGAUACAAGGCUGCCUUGAUGUUGGUGAUCCUAACUAUGAAUGUUCAAUUUGUGGCGUGUGUUUCUGGUUAUUAGAACGUGUUGAAAGAGAUUCUACAGUUAAUCAUCCUAUUUUUACUGUUUGUUGCUCAAAGGGAAAAAUUCAGUUACCUUAUCUCCAAAGGCCCCCAGAUCUGUUAUAUAAUUUGAUCAAUGGAGAUGAUAGCAAGAGUUUGUAUUUCCAAAAAAAUAUUCGAUCUUAUAACAGUAUGUUUGCCUUCACGUCUCUUGGCGGUAAGGUAUUGGAUUCAGUGAAUGAUGGGAGAGGUCCACCGCAGUUUAUAAUAAGUGGUCAAAAUUAUCAUCGGAUUGGAAGUUUGCUCCCAAAUGCUGGUGAGAAGCCUAAAUUUGCACAAUUAUACGUAUACGACACUCAGCAUGAGAUAAUUAAUAGGCAGCGAAUCUUUGGGCAAACAUCUGAGAUAGAUAAAGAAUUGAUAACUGAGUUGUUGCAAAUGAUCGAUACUCAUAAUGUCAUAGCACAGUCAUUUCGAAGAGUUAGAGAAUUCUAUCAGUGUCAUCCAUCUGAGAUUUUCUCAUUGAAGUUGUAUUCGCAACGGAACGUUGAUCGAAGAAUGUACAGUGCUCCCUCUUGCGAUGAAGUUGCUACUUUAAUUGUUGGCGAUUUUGAUUCGUCGGAUCAUGGUCGUGACAUUAUUGUUCGAUCUACUGCUGGUCGGUUGCAAUGUAUAUAUGAAACUCAUGCUCUAUAUUGGCCCUUACAGUAUCCUCUGUUGUUUCCAUAUGGUGAGGAUGGUUAUCAGUUGAACAUUGGUUAUCAAGGUCAACAGUCUGGAUAUAUUCCUGGAAGGAGAACAAGAGUUUCUCUCAGGGAAUUCAUAUGUUUUCGUCUGCAGAUUAGGGAGCAUGAAGAUGGAAUUAUUCACAAGUGUAGGCGGUUGUUUCAACAAUUUGUUGUUGAUUGUUUCACGAUGAUUGAGUCCCAGAGGUUGUAUGAGAUCAGAAUGAAGCAAAGUACAAUUAGAGGAGAAGUUCUUCAAGGAAUAGAGGAGGCUAUGCAUCGUGGUGAUAAUGAGGCUUCUUCAAUUGGGACACGAAUUAUUUUGCCUUCCUCCUUCACUGGUGGUAAACGUUAUAUGUUUAACCGUUGUCAGGAUGCCAUGGCAAUUUGUAAACAUUUUGGCUAUCCAGAUUUAUUCCUCACUAUUACAUGUAAUCUAAAUUGGCCUGAAUUCCAGCGGUUCACAGAGCGAGAGCGAAUUCCCAUCGCUGAUCGUCCUGAUAUCUCUUGUCGUGUUUUUCAUGCUAAGUUGAAGUGCCUCCUUAGCGAUCUCAAGGAAGGUGUGUUUUUUGGUCCACUUAAUGCAGGUAUGUAUACUAUUGAGUUCCAAAAAAGAGGUCUACCUCAUGCACACAUGUUACUCUGGCUUAAUGGAGAAAGCAACUUACAAAGUGUCGAAAUUGUUGAUGAAUUCAUUUGUGCUGAGCUACCCAAUCCACAGAAAUUUCCAUCUCUUUAUAAUGUCGUCAUCAAGUACAUGAUCCAUGGUCCCUGUGGUGCACUUAGACCGAGUUCUCCUUGCAUGAAAGAUGGUAAGUGCUCAAAAUUUUAUCCAAAAAGAUUCGUUGACCAAACGAGUUUUGAUGAAGAUGGGUAUCCAAUAUAUAGACGUCGUAAUAUGGGUGUGACAGUGAAAAUCAACGAUGUUGAUAUUGACAACAGAUUUGUUGUGCCAUAUAAUCUGCUGUUGUUGAUGAAAUAUCAAGCUCACAUAAAUCUUGAGUUUUGUAACAAGUCAAAUGUCAUUAAGUAUCUUUUUAAGUAUGUUAAUAAGGGUCCAGAUCGGGUGACUGCAACUGUUGGAGAAAGAUAUGAUGUUGGUGAAUCUUCUCAGGUGGUUGAUGAGAUCAAACAGUAUUAUGAUUGUCGUUAUUUGUCACCUUUUGAAUCCAUGUGGAGGAUUUUUGCUUACGAUAUUCAUCAAAGAUGGCCGUCGGUACAGAGGUUGACUUUUCACUUGCCAAACCAGCAACAUGUUGUAUUCGAUGAUGCUGAUAGCACUACUCAUGUUUAUUUGCGCAACAAAGAUUUGCUUACGAUGUUUACAGGUUGGAUGAUGGCCAACAGGCGGUUCACGGAGGGGCGGUCUCUAACAUAUGUUGAAUAUCCAGGUAAAUUUGUAUACUGUUUGAAGAGCAGGGAGUGGAAACCAAGACAGAGGGGAUUCUCUAUUGGAAGACUGAGUUUCGCUCAUCCCUCCUCCGGUGAACUUUUCUACAUGCGGAUGCUUUUGAAUGUGCAGAGAGGUUGUACCAGUUUUCGAAGUAUAAGAACUGUGAAUGGUGUUACUUAUGAUACAUUUCAAGAGACAUGUUCUGUCAUGGGUUUCUUGAUAGAUGAUAACGAGUAUGUUUCUGCUAUUAAGGAAGUCGCCGAGUUAGCGUCAGCUGCAUAG
Molecule: messenger RNA, 2553 nt
Organism: Arachis stenosperma
Lineage: Eukaryota; Viridiplantae; Streptophyta; Magnoliopsida; Fabales; Fabaceae
Exons: 4
Coding region: 1-2553 (850 amino acids)
Source: RefSeq, a predicted model, not a curated record